Messenger RNA from Carassius auratus (goldfish), 1890 nucleotides. RefSeq names its product arg8-vasotocin receptor-like. Gene Ontology annotation, molecular function: peptide binding; vasopressin receptor activity. Bases 409 to 1542 code for a protein of 377 amino acids. The record is from RefSeq and is a predicted model, not a curated record. Gene Ontology annotation, cellular component: plasma membrane. NCBI's taxonomy places the organism in Eukaryota, Metazoa, Chordata, Actinopteri, Cypriniformes, Cyprinidae. The transcript is spliced from 2 exons. Gene Ontology annotation, biological process: G protein-coupled receptor signaling pathway; regulation of systemic arterial blood pressure by vasopressin; positive regulation of vasoconstriction.
CCGGUGGGCUGUCUGUAUGUACAGUAUGUGACUGCACUGAGCUGCUGAACACCGGUGGGUUUGGCUCCGUGACUGAAAUCUGAGGCGGCUUUAAAAGGCUUCGAGCAGAGCCACACACAGUCGAAGAGAAACAGUUGGAGCUCUGGGUUCAUCUCCAAUAUUUAGAAACACUUUUUUGCCAAAGUAACUCUAAAGGUAUUACUGAAUAAGGGCAAAAUGGAGAUAGUUUAUGUUCCAACCCUUGAGGGAUUAAAACCUCCAACCUUUACGCAGAUUUUAAACUAAGGUUUCACCAUCUCUGGUUCGUGGCGGAGCUGCGCGCAACGGGACACCGGCGUCUCCAUUUACGCACGUCGCUCACGCGCUCUUUAACGCGUCGGACCGCUGUCAUUCUCGACUAAUCUGACAAUGGGACACCCGAGCAACACGUCGCACCCGGUCAACUCCACAGACCCGUUCGGACGCGACGAAGAAGUCGCGAAAAUCGAGAUCGCGGUCCUGAGCGUCACCUUCGCGGUCGCCGUGAUCGGGAACUGCAGCGUGCUGGUGGCCAUCCACAACACCAAGAAGAAGCCCUCCCGCAUGCAUCUGUUCAUCAAACACCUGAGCCUGGCAGACCUGGUGGUCGCGUUCUUCCAGGUCCUCCCGCAGCUGUGCUGGGAAAUAACCUUCCGUUUCUACGGCCCGGACUUUCUGUGCAGGAUCGUCAAGCACCUGCAGGUGAUGGGCAUGUUCGCGUCCACUUACAUGAUGGUCAUGAUGACCCUAGACCGCUACAUCGCCAUCUGCCACCCUCUGAAGACCCUCCAGCAGUCCACCCGGAGGUCCCACAUCAUGAUCGCGGGCACGUGGAUCAGCAGUCUGCUCCUCAGCACGCCUCAGUACUUCAUCUUCUCCCUCAGUGAGAUCCAGAACGGCUCUGAGGUGUACGACUGCUGGGGUCACUUCAUCCAGCCCUGGGGAGUGCGCGCGUACAUCACCUGGAUCACAGCGGGGAUCUUCCUCAUCCCGGUGAUCAUAUUAAUGACCAGCUACGGAUUCAUCUGCCACAGCAUCAGAAUGAACAUCAGAUAUAAGACGAGGAAGACUCCUGCGGACGGGCUGAUCGGGAAGAGCUCGGUGAGCAGCGUCACCACGAUCUCCAGAGCGAAGCUACGCACCGUCAAGAUGACCUUCGUCAUCGUCCUCGCGUACAUCAUCUGCUGGGCGCCGUUCUUCACCGUGCAGAUGUGGUCUGUGUGGGACAAGAACUUCAGCUGGGACGAUUCAGAGAACACGGCCGUCACUCUGUCUGCGCUGCUGGCCAGUCUGAACAGCUGCUGUAACCCGUGGAUCUACAUGGUUUUCAGCGGACACCUCCUGCAGGACUUCGCUCACUGCUUCCCCUGCAGUCACCAGAUCCAGCAGAGCUUCCGGAAGGAGGAUUCGGACAGCAGCAGCCUGCGGAGAAUCACGCUGCUCUCCAAAGCUGCCAACCGCAGCCCCACGGGCAGCUCGGGCACCUGGAGAGAGUUCGAUCCCUCGGCUCCGGCCGAGACGUGACGCAGGAGUCAGGAUCACAGAUCUGCUCUUCAGUCAGACUCUCAGCGGGGAGAUGUGAGGCGAGCGUGCACCAUUACUGCUCAGGAGAUGCGACGGAGUCUGAAAACUAAAAACAGACUUGUGUUGUCACCCAGGAACAGUCUAGAGCUGUGACAUCACUGUGACAUGAGCGUUUGAUGAGGAAUGAUGCAGUUCAUAUGGAGUUAGAGGUCUCUUCUGCUCUUAAAGGCUGCAUUUAUUUGAUCAAACAUAUUUUGAAAUAUUAUUACAAUUUGAAAUUACUUGAAUAUAUUGUAAAGUAAAAUUGAUCUGUAUUUUCAGUAUCAUUCCUCCAGUCUUCAGUGGCAC